This is a messenger RNA of Electrophorus electricus (electric eel), 2448 nucleotides long. It is a transcript of the gene bcl10, whose product is annotated as BCL10 immune signaling adaptor. The record is from RefSeq and is a predicted model, not a curated record. NCBI's taxonomy places the organism in Eukaryota, Metazoa, Chordata, Actinopteri, Gymnotiformes, Gymnotidae. Gene Ontology annotation, cellular component: cytosol; CBM complex. Gene Ontology annotation, biological process: adaptive immune response; apoptotic process; positive regulation of extrinsic apoptotic signaling pathway. Gene Ontology annotation, molecular function: kinase activator activity; transcription coactivator activity; protein kinase B binding.
AGCUUCACUGGCCGUCACAUGCCUCCGUUCAGAUGCGAUUGUAUGGCCGGAAGCGCUUGAUUCUUAUUUAAGUGAUUAAUUAAGUCGAUUUAAACUAUUUUCGCUGUAUACAAAAAAUAGGAGUAGGAUUUCCGGAAGUGAUAACAGGUGUCUAAAAGGGUGAGAAUGGAUGUCUCUCACCUGACGGAAGACGAAAUGGCCGAAGUGAAAAAGGAAGCCCUGGAGAGGUUGCGUCCGUACCUCGUCGAUAAGCUGAUCGCAGAGCGACAUUUUGACUACCUGCGCUCGAAAAGGAUCCUGACAAGGGAGGACACCGAGGAGAUCAACUGCAGGAGCACGCGGGGCAAACGUGCCGGGAAGCUGCUAGACCUCCUUGCGGAAAACCCCCGAGGGUUAGACAUGCUCAUCGAAUCCAUCCAGCAUUGCCGAACGGUCAACUUCAUCAUCGUCAAAAUCACAGAUGAAGUGCAACGUGUGAAAAACGAAAAACUAGAAGCCCUGAAAGCUGCAAGUACUUCCAGCUCCAGUUACUCGACCGCGAAGUGCAUGGCAGGAGCUACUAACGACCUCUCGAAGACUGACCUGUACGACUACGACAAGUUUUCCACUGUGUGCCUCCACCCUGAUGGAGAGGGAAGCCCUGCCUCUUCAGUGGCGAGCAGCUCUCUGAACCUGCAGUGUGUUCCAAGCGGGGUCAGCGCUGUUGCUGCCAGCCUAAAUGUCUCCUCAACGUCAUCAUGCCUUCCCAAACCUGGUGACCCUGGAGCCCCACCCCUUCCGGAUGACCUUGAAACAGGGGGGCAGGAUAUGGAUGCUGGAGCUUGUGGGAGCACAGGAAAUAGUGGAGAUGUCAACUUCCAGCCACUACGCUCCCGUUCCUUGAGCCCUUUUGUCAGUGAUGCAUGCUGAGGUUUUUUGUUUGUUUGUUUUUUUUGAAAACUCAAAACACACAAGUCCUUUCAUUUAUCUGUCAGUACCUGUCGCAAACACAGAGAUGACUGUGACUCCUUCAGAUUGUUUGACAUGCUAGCAAAGCUCCCUCAGGAAGCUGCACUUAACAACCAGAAACUUCACUGCUCAGCUUUUAAUGUUCAGGAUGGUGAUGGUGUUCCACAAGGCUCCGUGUGCGGACCCUCCCAGUUCACCAUACCAAGCAGCCAGAUGACUUCCUGAGUGGCACAAUCUGUAAUGUCAUAAUCAAGAGUAAAAGAGAACUAAGCAGUUUACAUUUACACUGUAAGUGAUGAGCAGUGCCUUUUUUACGACCUUUUAUCUUAAAGAUGCACUAGUUUAGAUUUUUUGAGAAAUUCUAGGUUUAAAGAUAAGUACCGAUUCGUUGUAAACAUCAGAGAAGUCAUAUUUUUAGCUGUUGUUGCUGUGCCUUUUUUGUGUAGCAGCUCCUCAAACAUCGUGAACUAGUGCCACUCUCAAAAGAUCUUCAAAAGUUAGAUGAAUGUGUGGGUCUCAUUCCAGUUCUUGCCACAAGAGGGCCUAGUAUGAGAGCAAAAUUGCUUUUAGAAACUUUUAUAUACUGUCAAUAUACUGACAUAAUAUUCUGCAAUAGGUGUGUUAUUGUUACUGUUUCAUGGUGGAGGUGAUGAGUGAAACACAUGUAAUCCUAUAACUCACUCAGGGAUGGUUCAUAGGUCUGCACUUGUCGAUGCAUUUUGUUCUGCCACGGCAGGUGAGCACACAAUAUGUAACAAGAAAAGUUACGAGGCUGGGGCUGUUAUAGUGGGAAUACUAGCUGUCGAGCUAACGUGUAAAGAUCCGAUUAAUAAGUGUCAGUAAAUAUGUUAAAAUACUCUAAUUUACACAGCAACCCAAAGAUGACAGUUGUUUUGCCUGCUGAUGUAUUAUCCCAUUUUGUACAUGGUACUAGAUGUAGGUGUAUGCUCCAUGAAAGCUUGCAUUAUAUUACAUAUACCAAAAUGUUUCUUCUUAUAAAUUUUUCAUUUAAAUAUUGCAUGAUGCCUUUUACACUUUUGCAUUUGACAGCAAAAUGUCAAAUGUUCAAGCCAAAAACUGAAAGAAAACCUCUAUUUAGCCUUUAGGUAGGAAACGGAGGCUUUAUGACCAUUGCAGUCAUUAUCCACAUUAAUAGUUCUGCUGUUGUAGAUGUAACAAUCACAUAGCCAGCUUGCUUUCUCAGAAGUCAGAGAGAAUAUUUACUGUAUUUACUGCUACUUUAUUUUUAAAGCUCACAAACCCUUCUUAUAAGCCCCUGCAUUGAACGUGGAGGUAAUGACAAAUGUGCAGUGAUUUUAUAGAAAAAUGUAAAACACAAACUCCUGGCCAAGACAAAGCUUAGGUCUUGGCAGUCAUGUUACUUUAUUUUAUAUUUGUAUGUUCUGUGUAUACAAAAGUUUGUUAUAAUUUGAGGGGGCUCUAUGUAUGUAAGGAUUUUUGAUUAUAAGUCAUAAAUUCUCAUAAAUACAGUACAAGUGC